Molecule: messenger RNA, 405 nt
Organism: Didymodactylos carnosus
Lineage: Eukaryota; Metazoa; Rotifera; Eurotatoria; Philodinida; Philodinidae
Source: the annotation of a GenBank genome assembly
AUGGACACAUGUACAUUUUCAUAUAUAGCAAAAAAGGAUUUUUCACCCAAGACAGCUACUGGUAUUGAACGCACAUGGAUCGAUUUGAAAAUUGAAUGUAAUCGACAUGGACAAGGUUUGGCAGGAGCUAAAUAUUACAAAACAAUAAGUUUUCAAGGACCAGAAUUAUUUGCUGUUCAGUUAGAUCAGUCUGUAUGGUAUCAUGAUCAAAAUAAAUGGCAUCGAUAUCAAACAGCAUCGAACGUAAAAUACGACAAGAUUCAGUCAUCAGAUUUAAAUCCAACUAGAGCAAUGGAUGACUUGACAAUUAGUGAUGAUGACGACGAACAACCUUUCUCAGUAGAGGAAGGACACAAUUCAUCAAAUAACAAUUCUAGAACACAUUCAGAAUCUUCUCAACGAUGA